UUAAUCGCAUUAAUCAAAAUUUCCCUUUAAUAAUGGUAACCAAACACGAGACUCCCUCCUCAAGAUAAGCCAUUUCUAUCUCCAGUUCCACCCAUCUUCCCCCCCACGAGAACAUAAUUUUAUUUUAAAUUCAUUUUCUCUCUCAUCUUUUUUUUACAAACUUCUCUAAAAAGGACUGAUUCGUUUCAACCCCUCUUUCUCUCUUUCAGCAUCAUAAUUAUAAGGAAAUACUUACACUUCCCACCCAAUUUAAAGUCGGUGAAAACAAACCCACAAAUUCAAUCUCUUUGCUUUUUAAACCCAACCCAACCUCAUAUGUCCAUGAUUCUCUCUAUCUCUUUCCUCCUUGUCCAUCAUCAAAAUGUCAUCGUAUCAACCCGUUUAAUUUUACCUUCCAAUAUUUACAGCCCCUUUAAAAAUAAAUAAAUAAAUAAAUAAAUAAAGGCAUUGAAGAGUCCGCCUUAGUUCUCCUGAUUUAUUUUGAUAAUAAAAAUAAAUUUCUCUCUCUCUUUUUUUUUUUUUUUUUUUUUUUUGUCUAUUGAUUUGAUCCAUUACAUCUCUCAUCUAUCUCAUGCAUCUUCUGUGUAUGCCUUAAUUUCCCACAACUUUCUCUCUCUUAACUUUCUCUAUCAUCUCUUUAUUUGUGUGUUUGUUUUACCACCCUUCUCCUCCUCAUCCCCUCACAUUGCUCCAUACUCUUCUCUCUUUCUUUUUAUAUCUUCAUUCAUCAACUCCCAUAAAUUCAUAUUGUUUCUUUCUUCUUUCUCUUUUUAUACCUCUUUUUAUUUUAUUAUUAUGGCUGUUCAAGCUCAAUACCAUUCUAAUAUUCUCCUCUUAAACAGAAACGUUCAAGGAACCAACGAUUAUUCUUUACAACAGCAACCUGGUGGUGGUGGCGGCGGAGGCGGAUUCAUUGAUCAAAAUCAUAUGCUUUUUACUAAUAAUAAUGGAGUGGGGGUUAAUCAAAGGAAAAGAAGCAGAGAGGUUGCAGGAGCAACAACAGCAACAACAACAACGACGACAAUUAAUUCAUUCAAUUUCUCUCUCCAAAAUCAGCAGCAACAACAACAAAAUCAGAAUCAUCAGUUGAUCGAUCUUUGUCAACUACAAAAUCAUCAACAGCAACAGCAACCUAAUGUGGUAUCAACUGGUCUUAGAUUAUCAUUUGGAGAUCAAAAUCAUCAACUUCAACAACACCAGCAACAACAAAUUCAACAACAGCAGCAACAACAACAAUCUAAUAAUACAAUUAUGUCUCUUCUUUCUGAAGAAUUUGCCCUUCAAUUUAAACAACAGAGUGAUGAAAUCUCCUACUUUCUCCAUUCCCAGGGGGACCAAUUGAGGCGCACGUUAGCAGACAAAAGGCAGAGGCACUAUCGUGCGCUACUAGGCGCAGCGGAAGAAGCCGUUUCACGACGGAUGAGAGAGAAAGAAGCGGAGGUAGAAAAAGCAGCAAGACGAAACGCCGAGUUGGAAGCCCGAGCGGGCCAAUUAAGCGCAGAGGCCCAAGCAUGGCAGGCCAAAGCUCGGGCCCAAGGAGUCCAAGCAGCGACUCUUCAGGCCCAAUUACAACAAGCAAUGGUGGGCCCAGGCCCAGCAAAUGGUAGCGGCGUAUUACAGGAAGGGAGUGGGGUAGGGUGUGGAGGAGACGCGGAGGAUGCUGAGUCAGCGUAUGUUGACCCAGUGAGUGACCGGAGAGUGACGUCACCGAGUUGUAAGAUGUGUCGGACACGUGUCGCGACGGUGGUGCUAUUGCCGUGUCGGCAUUUGUGUGUGUGUAAGGAGUGUGACGACGUCGUUCAAGCUUGCCCACUUUGUUUGUCUCUUCGAAGUGCCAGUGUUGAGGUCUACCUCACUUAAGAUUGGCCCACCUGGCCCAUUACCGAAUUUCAGGCCCAUAAUAUCUGACCCAAACAAAAGAAAAAAAAGGACCAAACAAAAAAAAGAAAAAAGAUAAUUAGUCAUGGUAGAAAUAAAAAUUUAUUUAAAAAAAUUUAUUUUGUCUUUUGACAAUAUUUGAAAAAAAAAACCUCAAAAUGACAACAAAAAUGGACUUUUGCAACUUUUAUUUUGGUUCGUUUUACUUUGGGUGGUGAAUGGUGAUGAUGUACAUGGCCAAAUAAUGGCAAUUUUCCUCUUUUUUUUUUUUUUUUUUUUUUUUUUUUUUUUUUUUUUUUUUUUUUUUUUUUUGCUUUAUUGAAAUUCAAUUGAUACAUAAAAUUCUUUUAUUUGAUAAUU
Molecule: messenger RNA, 2238 nt
Organism: Chenopodium quinoa (quinoa)
Lineage: Eukaryota; Viridiplantae; Streptophyta; Magnoliopsida; Caryophyllales; Amaranthaceae
Product: BOI-related E3 ubiquitin-protein ligase 1-like
Exons: 4
Coding region: 796-1860 (354 amino acids)
Molecular function (GO): ubiquitin-protein transferase activity
Source: RefSeq, a predicted model, not a curated record